AGCAAAAAUGGCGCCCUCCAUGUUUUGUAAAUAAACUUAAGCGCCAUCAGUCCAAAGUUGUUCUAACAUUGUUCAUGUUGCACUACCUGUACUGAUGUACCUGUAGAAUAUUUAGAGAAGUAUAUUGAUGAGUGUUUGGUAAAAUAUGGCACUAUUUGGUAAACCAGUAAGAGUACCAGUCAUUGAUGUUAAUACAGAUAAUAUCAAAGAAAUAUGGCCAUCAUUAUGUCUAGCAAUAAAGUCAGCAACAUAUAUUGGUGUAGAUACAGAACUAAGUGGUCUUGGUGAUAGAAAGCUACUCAAUGCAAAAUGUAUAGAAGAUCGGUAUACAUCGCUGCUUGCAGUGGCCAAAUCCAGAUCUAUUUUAUCAUUAGGAAUCUCAUGUUUUAAGAUAAAGCCAAACCCAGAUGAAAAAAGUAAAUCUAAAUGGUAUUAUUAUGUGCAGACAUUCAAUAUUAUGGUUCUUUGUAGCGAAAAUUAUAUUGUAGAACCAGCAUCACUCAAGUUUUUGGUGGAUCAUAGUUUUGACUUUAAUAGACAAUAUGCUACUGGUGUUUCAUAUUAUAGAGGCAAUGAUAAGGACAAUUCUUUUCACAAUUCACCAUCAGUUCGUGGGAUAUUUAGUUUAAUUGUGUAUAGCCAGGUUCCGUUGGUGUUCCACAAUGCCUUUGUAGAUCUAGUAUUCCUCUACCAGAAUUUCUACGCUGAUUUACCCAAUAACUUUACAUGUUUUGUGGCAGACUUGAGUGAGAUGUUCCCAACUGGCCUUAUUGAUACCAAAUAUAUUACCGACUUUUUAGAAAGAUUUGAAGCUUCGUAUUUAGAAUAUGUUUUUAUGCAGUGUCAGAGAGAGAAUUUAAAUCAUCUAUGUGAAAUGAGACAGGAAGUAUCUUUUGAAUUUCCUAAUUACCCUGAUGCCUAUAAAGCUGUAGGUUAUCAUUACAGUGGUUUUACACCUAGAGAAUGGAGUGAAUCUGAAAUAGAAAAACUUCGUUCAUCAAUAUGUUUAUGUUUCGCUGCACAUGGUUGGUGUAGUAAACCUCGGACGUGUCCAUUACUACAUGAUGUUGAUCUUAUUAUUAGUAUUGAUUAUCUUCUCUCGGCGAAACAAAGACGCAGUCGGAAACGUAGUCGUAAUAGAAAACAUAAAGGCAAUAAAUCAGUGAAAUGCGAAGAUGACCUACAAGAAGAUAAUGACUCUUUGAAAAACUCUGAUACAGAAAGUGAAGUUUCAGCAGAAAUCAGUUGUGACAAGGGAGAUAAUUCUGAUUCUUCUGCUGUCAAAAAGUCAAAAAUGGACAUAAAUUGUGGUGGAAAAGAAGAGAAUAAUAAGAAUGGGUUGGAAAACAGUAGUAAUGUCUCAUUAGUACCUAGUUUUAUAGAACAUACUAUAGAUAAUACAAACAGUGAAUCAGAUGAUAAAAGUGGACCAUGUGAUUCAAGUGAUCACUGUAAAAAAUGUGAUAAUAUACCAACUGGAAAAGCAAAAGAAAAAAGAUGUGGUGCUAGUCAUUCCAAUGAUGCAAGUAGUUCUCCUAAUGAAAUACCUAUUAAUUCUUCUCAAAUUGCUUUAAAUACUGAAGGUUUAUCCUCUUCUAGGAGUGGCGGACAUAGAGCUGGCUUUGAUGCCUUUAUGACUGGUGCCAUUUUGUCUGUUUUUGUAGCCAAAAAUAGCAAAAAUAUGGAUACUGAUUUGGAGAUUUUAAAACUAAGUGAUUUUAAUGUCAAUCAAUUUAUAAAUAAGAUAUAUUUAUCAGGAAAAGACAUGCCAUUGAUUAUCACCAAAAGUUCGUUUUCAAAAGUUUCCAAUAACCACAAAGUGAAACUAGAGAAAUUAAAAUAUUGUGGGUUGUGAAUUUAUGCAGAACAUCAGUAGAUUGUUAAAUGGCUCAAGACUGAUUAAAUGAGAAAAAAAAAACACAGCCUAAUUUAGGCUUUUUUUAUCUUAUAUGACAUCAUAUUUUUAUGUACAUUCUUAAGUACGUAUUCAUAUAUGCCAUUUUAAUUGUCAAUUUUACACAAUCAAUUUUAUUUUCUUAUUAUAGAUGUAAUAUAUAAAUAUCUUGUCAAAAUCCAUAUUAGGCCAAAAUUAGGUAAAUUCUUGUUUCAUGUAAAAUGUAGCCUAAUUUUAUGGUCGUGUGACAUGCAAAUAAGUCAUUAUAGUUACAACCAUCAAAUGGUUUUUAUACACUCACAUUUAAUAUAGACGUAUAUUGUUGUUACAUCCAUCCUUUUGAAGUCUCCGAAUGUUAUUUGAGGCAUUAAGGAUGCCCUUGCAAACUACAAUAUUGUGAGGGUUGGAUCUCUAAAAGGAUUUCAGGCCAAAAAUAGUUACCAAGACAUUUUAAAUUGAAAAUUUUGCUACAGUCGGCAUCCUGUGCAGAUGAUAGAAGCAAGACAGCACCACCUUUAAGUUUUGUAUCCGAUUGAAUCCAAGCCGUGAGAUUUUCUACCAUUGAUAUUUGUUUGUUUCCUUGAUUAAAUUUUAAAUAAUUCAUUUUGGUACACUAUAGUGUGGAUUAAACAUGCAUUAUGCGAGAGCUAAAUCUGCCUAUUGCAGGUCUUUGGGCCUUAAAUGUUAUAUAAAUUAUUAAUUAGACAUUUAUUAAGAUGACAAGACCAUAAUCAACUCUUGAUGCCAUCAGAUGGCUUCGAUUUUAGGUAGAUUAGAACAGUUUGGCCAUUUAAUGAUUUAAUUUAAAAAUAGAGGCGUAAGGCUCAAAUAACCAGUACAUUGUUUACGAUCAAUGCACAAAUCUUGUCAAAACUACAACUUUUGAUAAUUUGAAUUCAAUUUUCAAUAUAUUCAUUUUUCAUUAUCUGUUUUUAAAAUAUAACAGCGACAAUGGCCAGCCCUUUAUCCAGUUGACUCCCCCCCCCCCCCAAUGAAUAAUGAAUAUUUUGAACAUUUCAUUCAAAUUAGGCUACUUUAUUUUGAGCAAAGUUUUGUAAGAUGAAGCAUAGAUUGUUUAUUAUCAUAGCAAUGGUACUGGACAAACAAGACUUAAUCUAAAUAAUAGUUCAUAUAACAUUUGAAGUCAAAGUAAAGAUCUGCAACACGCAGAUUUAGCUCUUACAUAAUGCAUCUUUGUUUUGUUUAUGGCUAAAACUGUUGAGUAUUGUAAACAAAAUCAAGACUGGCUUUAUCAGCGGUCAUAAAAUUGUAGACAUAGACAGAUACCCACUUCACAAUUCAACACAUCAAAUUUAAUUAAACCAAUACUUUUAUU
This is a messenger RNA of Patella vulgata (common limpet), 3230 nucleotides long. RefSeq names its product target of EGR1 protein 1. The transcript is spliced from 7 exons. Gene Ontology annotation, molecular function: metal ion binding; 3'-5'-RNA exonuclease activity; snRNA binding. The record is from RefSeq and is a predicted model, not a curated record. NCBI's taxonomy places the organism in Eukaryota, Metazoa, Mollusca, Gastropoda, Patellidae. Gene Ontology annotation, biological process: snRNA 3'-end processing. Bases 146 to 1855 code for a protein of 569 amino acids. Gene Ontology annotation, cellular component: Cajal body; cytoplasm.